AUGGAGAACGACGCUCAGCGCUCGGCCAGUGAUGACUCUUCGAGUUCCGGUCUCUCUUCCCAGGAUGAUGACCACGACCUCGCCCAACCCACUACCAUCAAUACUACUACCGACACUAGAUCCUAUUUGCCCUCUAAUGUAUCCCUUGAAAUUCUCCAGGCGCACCUAGACGCUGACGGCUCUGACUCUUCCGAUGCUUCUGGACCGCGGGUACAUCCCGACUUCUUCGUCCAUCUUGAAAAUCUACGAAGGGUCAACGAAGCCAAUCGAGUCAACGCACGCAGAGAUGCUGAAGCCUGGUAUGAAGCUGCGAUGGGGCACCCGCCUCAGCAUCAAGAUCCUUUGAUGUUCAACGGGUCCCAGCAUGAAGCCCCUCAGAUGCACGAUCAGCCCCAGCAUGAUGCUCCUUUCAUGUUCAACGGGCCCCAGCAUCAAGCUUCUCAGACGUACAGUCAGCCCCAGCAUGAUGCUCCUUUCAUGUUCAACGGGUCCCAGCAUCAAGCUUCUCAGACGUACAGUCAGCCCCAGGAUGGAACUCCUUUCAUGUUCAAUGGAUCUCAGCAUCAAGCCUCUCAGAUGUACAAUCAGCCUCGGCAUGAUGCUCCUUCUAUGUUCAACGGGUCUCAGCAUCAGGCUUCUCAGACUCACAGACAGCCCCGGAAUGAAAUUUCUUUCACGUUCAAUGGGUCUCAGUAUCAAGUUUCUCGGGCGUCCAACCAGCCCCAGAAUGGAGCUUCUUCUUCAGUGCCUAACCAACCCCAGAACGGAAGUUUCCAAUUUGCCAACGAAACAAACCAACCUUCGUACCACGCCGGUACCGGAAAUGGAUUGCAGCCAUCGGCGAUGGGCAUGCGUGAGCGAUAUGAAACCCAAGAUUCCACUGCAGCCGGGCCAUCCGAGCCGUCGCUACAUGUUCGGUUUGCGACACCUACUCACAUUGGUCCUUCUCACCCUAGAGACAAUCCUCAUCCGCGUCGGCCUCCUUCUCCCUACCCUGUGGGGUUCCGUCGCCCAUAUGCUUCUGGUCCAAAUUACAUGUCAAAUCCUCCCUUGCCACCGUAUCCUUUGCCCUCACCUCCUUUGCCAGCACCUCCUGUACUAGCACCUCCUGUGACAGCACCACUGCACCCGGAUUAUACCGAACACGGGAACCCUUACAGACUCGCAUCUGAGCCAGAAUUGCUUCCUGAGGAUGCCAUCACUCAUGGUGAAGAACGCAUUGUGCAAUCAUGGCUCAUUCGGCAGCAGCUUAUUGCCGGAAUUCCUCCUCGGGAAAUUCAGCCCAUGGCACAAGCACGCGAAAGACAGCACCGAACCCCUCCUUACAUCAUGCUCAAUGAGAGCGGUGCCCAUAUCAUAAGAAUUGAACCUGCCCGAUUCGAGGGUGCCAUGCUUCCUCUCACAGGUCUUCCUUGGCUGCCACAGCGCGCAAAUUCUAGCGCGCCAGCCUCAUCGGAUGCACCCGAUGCUUCGGGUAUGCCCACUGGUCAAGAAAUCGCGACUGGUUCAAGCUUAUCUAGUACUCUGAACUCGCCGCUUGACCCAAACUUGUUGACUGCACCAAGCUCCCCGCGCGGCCUAGCUGCCGCCAACUCGCCGGUUGCUUCGCACCUUCCAGCUCCUGCAACCCCACCAACUGUCCCAACUCUCCCGGUUAAUUCACGCUUGGCUGAAACUCCAAACUUGCCAGUCACCCCGGACUUUCCGGCUAGUCGAAAUGCACUAGCUACUACAACUCUGCUGGCUACUUUCACUCUGCGGCCUGACUCUACUGUUUCGGACCCAACUUCUGUGCCAGAACAAAAUUCGGCGAACCCAAAUGAGCAUGUCGCGGGAAGUCUGAACCCGGAUCCGCGUAUGGUGGCAUUCUUCCAGCCUCUUAGGCUGCAUGAAACGACCCAUUCCGUCUUGGCUCCCGCGGAAAUGCGCGUAGAAGCACCAGGCACAACCCAGGUCGGCGCCAACGAGAACCGUCAAACUUCCGUGGCUACACUGCAGUCGCCGUCGCAGGGCGGCAUGCCCCUGACUGUGCAGAACUACACCGAUGCUGACUCCAUCGGUUCCCCGGGGGCUCCUGGGAUGGUCGUGUCUCCCGCCCGCUCUCAGGGCCAAGGGUCCUCUACGGGGACCGACACCGACAACAUGCCUUCCCCCGGGGCCCCCCAGCUUGCGCUGGAGAACCGCGACGAGCCCCCCACUCGUCGUGUGCAUCGGUUCGCAAUCGAUGGGGUGGAUGAGUCGGCCGAGGUGGGCCGAUUCUCUGCGGAAGCCUUUGCUUCCGGUGAUCAAUCCUCCGGGGGAGGGUUGAUCUAA
Penicillium roqueforti is the source of this 2313-nucleotide messenger RNA. RefSeq lists its product as uncharacterized. Lineage: Eukaryota; Fungi; Ascomycota; Eurotiomycetes; Eurotiales; Aspergillaceae. The transcript has a single exon. The record is from RefSeq and is a predicted model, not a curated record. The coding region runs from base 1 to 2313 and encodes 770 amino acids.